AUGAAAUACCAAGCUCAGAAAUCAUACCUUUUUGGUAUGUUUGUGUUCAAUCUUGUAACAGCAAUUGUUCAAAACAAUGAUGGUUGUUCAUCUACGACAGGUAACUUCGUUUAUAAGUUAACUGCUAUAUAAUAAUUAUUAAUAAAAAAUCUUGCAGAAACGGGCAUUCAUGCAAUGUUUGUUCUGGGUUUCAGUAUAUAAUUAAUAUUUGAGAUUGCACAUCUAUUUUAUUAGGGACGUGUAGACAUCUGGUCGUCAUCGGCUUUGUCCAGAUCACCAUGCAUAGAGUAUAUUCUGAUCAUCAUUAGUUUUGUCAUAUUAAUGGUUAACUCUUAAAUUACGAGUAAUUAUGUAGUGAUUCUGGUGGACUCUGCCCAUUCUGAUCGAUUAGAAAACUAUGUACUUCCAGCAAUUCAUUCAAUUUCAUUAUAAUUAUAUUUAUAUAUUUUCUUGAAUAUUACCUGAGCAUGCCAUUUAUGCAAACAAGGAACUAUUUUCGUGCCUAGUCUCGAUUCAUUUCUUUGGUGAAAAUAGAAGGAAACUGUAACAUAAGACAAAAAUUCAAAUUAAAUUCAAUAUAAGUACAUAAUCCAGUAAGUCUGAAAAUAAUUUAUGUACUAUUUAAAACACGACUAGGAUUGUCUGCACGACAACGAGUGUUUUGAAUAGCUUAAAAUACGACUACAAAAGAAUACUAAUUAGGAUGAAAUAAGAAUACUAAUUAGGAUUAACAAUUAUAUAAUGCCACAUGCAUGCAUGUGUUUUCGUUUUAUCAGAUAUAAAGUUAUUCCACGUGACAUAUUAUGGCUGAUAUGAUUUGCAACAAGGUUUAUGAAUUAUUAAUGAGUAUUUUAAACUCAUAUAGUAGGCCUAUACGCGGAAUGGUACAUGAACUAUUGUUAUCAAAGCUUCGGAUUAAUGGACACGGAUGCAACUUCCUGAAAAAUUAUGCAACUAAAAUCAGCCGGGUAACGUAUACUGCAUGACGAUGCUUUAUUUCAACUAUUUUUAGAUAAAAAGACAUGGAUCAAACGAGAAAGUUUCUCCUGGUCUAUGCCGGAAAAUUUAAUUGUUGGGGAAUGGUGGACAUUUGACUGUAGACUGAACAGUAACAAGGUCAGUGCGACAUUGUGGCAAAAAACCAAUACAAAUUCGUCUCAACGAAUUCCUGAUGGAAAAUACAUUAAAGUUUCGGAUAAGAAUAUGUUCCUUAUAUCUGGUUUAAAAAAGAGCGAUGGAGGUCGUUAUUAUUGCAACGCUUGUGGUUUGGAAAAAUUCGUUGGUAAAAUCCAUAUGACAGGUAUGUUUAUAUAA
Molecule: messenger RNA, 1314 nt
Organism: Paramuricea clavata
Lineage: Eukaryota; Metazoa; Cnidaria; Anthozoa; Malacalcyonacea; Plexauridae
Source: the annotation of a GenBank genome assembly